Molecule: messenger RNA, 805 nt
Organism: Aspergillus eucalypticola CBS 122712
Lineage: Eukaryota; Fungi; Ascomycota; Eurotiomycetes; Eurotiales; Aspergillaceae
Product: actin-related protein 2/3 complex subunit 3
Exons: 6
Coding region: 90-656 (188 amino acids)
Biological process (GO): regulation of actin filament polymerization; Arp2/3 complex-mediated actin nucleation
Cellular component (GO): cytoskeleton; Arp2/3 protein complex
Molecular function (GO): actin filament binding
Source: RefSeq, a predicted model, not a curated record
CUCCCUAUUGUAUCUACCUACUUUCCCUUCCUUAGACCGGCUCUAAGGACCACCACCACCACCCCCAUUAUAUUUCCCUGCACCUCACAAUGCCGGCAUACCACUCCAUCUUCCUCGAGGAUCGGGAUGUCCCCGUAAUAGGAAACUUCCCAAUCCUCCCCCUCCGCACUCGCACUCGCGGCCCCGCAUACACCCUCCCCCCGCUCCCGCCCACCGCCGACACCACCGAUGUGCCCGCCGACAGCGAAUCCUACGACUGCGUCGACGAGAUUCUCUCCCUCUUCCGAGCCAAUGUCCUGUUCCGUAACUUCGAGAUCAAUGGGCCCGCCGAUCGCAUGCUUAUCUAUGGUACCUUGUUCAUCAGUGAAUGCUUGGGGAAGGUGAAGCCCGGUAUGGUGAUGCGCGAGGCUGAGAAGGCAUUGAUCAACGUUGCGCUCGACCACUUCGCUAUUCCCGGUGACGUGUCCUUCCCUCUGAACCAGGCAUUUGAGGCGCCCCGCGAUCGCCAGGAUGCGGAGACAUUGAGACAGUACCUCUCUCAAGUUAGGCAGGAGAUUGCGAUGCGGUUGCAUGCUAGGUUAUACCCCGGUGGUGUUGGGCCUUCCAAGUGGUGGCUGAGCUUCGCCAAGAGAAAGUUCAUGGGAAAGAGCUUUUAAGGCGAAUGACUGAUAGAUAGAUGGAUGUGCUUUUGUUUUUUUGCUGCCACAACUCAGCGUAUGAACAAACUCUAAACCGGACUGUUAGCUGUUGUCCAUGUCUAGUCAUUUUUACUCUGUGUAUAUUUGAAUCUGAAGCGUUUUGAUCC